Brettanomyces nanus is the source of this 1017-nucleotide messenger RNA. RefSeq lists its product as uncharacterized. Gene Ontology annotation, cellular component: cytoplasm. Gene Ontology annotation, molecular function: phosphatase activity. The coding region runs from base 1 to 1017 and encodes 338 amino acids. NCBI's taxonomy places the organism in Eukaryota, Fungi, Ascomycota, Pichiomycetes, Pichiales, Pichiaceae. The transcript has a single exon. The record is from RefSeq and is a predicted model, not a curated record.
AUGUCUACUAUUAAGCUUACUGAUUGCGAUGUUCAUGAUGCACAUGGAUCUAUGGAAGAAGUGAAUCAGUACGGUGCUGUCAGAUUAUCAGUUGAAGGAAAAAAAGAUCCUAGGACUGGCAAGUUACUCAGGCCUUGGCAUUUUGAGGAUGUUCCGGGAUUCUUCAAACAGUCUAACCCGAAUACCGAUGAUUCCACGUUUGAUCUCAUAGGUGAGAGAUUUGGAUUGGAAUUGAAAUCUUGGCAGGAAGUUAUUUACAAGGUGAACGAGUUGAACAAAAAUGCAAAAGCCAACGAACAAUACAAAUUGGUCUUUUGUGGUAGACAUGGUCAAGGAAAUCAUAAUGCAGCAGUGUCUAUUUUUGGCUUGAAGGAAUGGGAUGAGAAGUGGGCAUGCACAACGGGAACUACAUUGGCAGACGGAACCCGUAUGGUGUGGGGUCCCGAUCCCAAACUAACAGAUUUGGGAAGACAACAGGUGAGUGAAAUUCACGAGGCUCUUCUCAAGGAGUUAAAGCAGGGAUUACCUCUUCCCACCAAAUUCUACAGCUCUCCUUUCACCAGGGCUGCAUCUACUCUAGUUAUCACCUGGAAGGGCAUUUCUGUUUGUAGGGAUGGUGAUGACGAAUCUCAGCUUGUGAGUAAAAAGAGAUAUCAUCCUUUAGUCAUGGAGAAUCUUAGAGAAACAAUUGGUAAGCAUCUCUGUGAUAAACGUGGUACAAAAUCCGACUUUAUCAAAAACUUGAGAGUCUGGGGUUUUAAAUUCGAGCCCGGUUUCCCAGAAGAAGAUGUUUUAUUCAAAGAUGAUUGGAGGGAGUCUGUUCUUGAGCAAUGCCUCAGGGCAGAUUUGGCUCUUCAAGAGAUUUUCGAAGACCCUCCAAAGGAUGAGGUUAUUUAUACUGCUUCACACGGCGGAGAGAUACGGUCCUUCAUUACCGCCAUUGGACAUAGACCUUUCUCUAUUCCAACAGCAGGCUUCAUCCCAUUGUUGAUUAAGGGUACAAGAACUCAAAACUAA